This is a messenger RNA of Punica granatum (pomegranate), 1671 nucleotides long. The record is from RefSeq and is a predicted model, not a curated record. NCBI's taxonomy places the organism in Eukaryota, Viridiplantae, Streptophyta, Magnoliopsida, Myrtales, Lythraceae.
ACAGAGGAAGAGAGAACCUUCGAAGCAUUCAGUCGCGAAGUCGUCAAUCUCAGCUCAGCCAUGGCGGAAUCCCCUGUCUCGUUCGACAUGAUAAUACUCGGAGCCUCCGGUUUCACGGGCAAAUACGUGGUGAGGGAGGCCCUCAAGUUCCUCAACGCCCCUUCCUCCCCUCUCAAGUCCCGCCUGGCGGGUCGCAGCCCCGCGAAGCUGACCGGUGCCCUUGAGUGGGCAGCCCGCCCCGGCCCUCCUCCGCCGGGGAUAGCCAUCCUGACGGCCGAGGUCACUGACCCCGAAUCCCUCCGCCGGCUCUGCUCCCAGACGAAGCUUAUCCUCGACUGCGUCGGCCCAUUUCGGCUCUACGGUGAGCCGGUCGUUGCUGCCUGCGUCGAGACGGGCUGUGAUUACUUGGAUAUAUGUGGGGAGCCUGAAUUCAUGGAGCAAAUGGAGGCAAAGUACCACGAAAAGGCAGUCCAGACCAGUUCUCUGGUUAUUUCAGCCUGUGGUUUUGAUUCAGUUCCAGCAGAAUUAGGCUUGAUGUUCAACUCAAGGCAGUGGGGAGAACCAGCCGUUGUGAACAGGGUUGAAGCAUACCUGAGCUUGGAGUCUGACAAGAAAAUAGUGGGAAAUUUUGGGACCUUUGAGUCUGCAGUGCUUGGCGUGGCAAAUGUGGAUAAAUUGCAAGAGUUGAGGAGAUCCCGACCUAGAAGAGCUCGGCCUGUGAUUCCAGGACCACCUCCUCCAAAAGGCCCAACGAUAGAGCAUCAGCAGAAGAUUGGGCUUUGGGCAGUCAAGCUCCCCUCAGCAGAUUCUGUCGUCGUUCGCAGAACACUCUCUAUCUUGAUCGAGAACCCCCAGGGUCUUCCUGGGGCAAAGGAGAGCUCCGAACACAGGAAUAGGAGAAAAGACUUCUGGUCCACUGUGAAGCCCGCACAUUUUGGGGUGAAGAUUGGCGUGAAAUCCCUGCUGGGCAUACUUCGGAUUAGCACAGUCGGGAUAUUCAUCGGUAUUUUAGGGAGAACGGCUUUUGGGAGAUGGCUUCUGCUGAAAUUCCCUUCAGUUUUCAGCCUGGGUUGGUUUAGAAAGGCAGGCCCCUCUGAGGACGAGGUGAGCAGUGCAUCCUUCAAGAUGUGGUUUAUUGGUCAAGGAUACAGCAAUAGAGACCUUGCUUCAGAGAGUAACAGAAAACCUGACACGGAGAUAAUAACACGAGUAAUGGGACCCGAAAUCGGGUAUUUGACCACGCCGAUAAUUUUGCUUCAGUGCGGCCUCAUUCUUCUCAGCCAGCGUGAGAACUUGCCAGGGGGAGGGAUUUUUCCCCCUGGGAUUGUUUUUGGCCCCACGGAUCUUCAAGAAAGGCUCCAGAAGAACGGGAUGUCGUUCGAUAUCAUUUCAAAAAGUUCUCUCACAGCUGAAUAGUUGGAUAUUAUUUUCCAGAGAUUUCCUUUUGUGUUUCUUCAUUGUCUUUUUUCGGUUUCUUCUUCCAAGAGCUGAGAGUAGUUCAUCUGAAUAACAUCGGAAAUAAGAAUAUUAAUCAACUGUCUCUGUGCGUGUUUCUUGAGAUGCCCGGGUGUUCGUCGCAAGUUGUCUCUGUUCAAUCCGGUAAGGAUAGCCUGAUAUACCCUGUCAGAUUCAGUUUCAUGGAAUAAAUUACGGACUUAUUUCCUGGAGUAA